This is a messenger RNA of Opisthorchis viverrini, 1020 nucleotides long. RefSeq lists its product as hypothetical. NCBI's taxonomy places the organism in Eukaryota, Metazoa, Platyhelminthes, Trematoda, Opisthorchiida, Opisthorchiidae. Gene Ontology annotation, cellular component: peroxisome. The record is from RefSeq and is a predicted model, not a curated record. The coding region runs from base 1 to 1020 and encodes 339 amino acids. The transcript has 6 exons.
AUGAAGAAGAAACUACUACGUGCGGCCAGUGAACUCACAUUCUACAAGGAGAGGGUGGCGCUGCUACAAGAACAACUGAUCUACCAGAAAAGAAACGAAGAAAAAUUCAUCAAGCUCCGAGCACAUUACAAAGCGCAACUCGAGGAAGUAGAGAAACUCCGAGCCAAAGCGGCCAAGGUCCCAGGGUUAGAAAAAACCGUACGGCAGCAGGAAGAAUUGAUUACACGCUUGGAAUCUUUUCUUGACAGACAAAGAAGUCGCAAUGUGAAUGAAAACUUCAAUAAACGUGCUCCUGAUACAGAUCCGUACGAUGUAAACUUAUUAGACCACUUACCUCCAACACCCACUCCAUUGCCCGAAACCUCGGACGCCGUCGCAGCCACAGCUCUACGCAACCUAUCCAGUGAGAAUGAAAACCUCCGUCAGACUGUGGCUGAGUUGAGCCGAACGGUAAGAAAUCUGGCUCAGCAGCAACAAGAUGAUCACGAGAGGCAAAGAGAGUUAGAGGAUCGACACCGAGAAGAACUACAGUCCAUACGUGAACAACAAAAUAGGUUGGCUGAACAACAGUUCACACAAAACAAGCAAAUGGAUUACGUUGAAAAACAAAACUUGAGGAAUGCCGUCUCGGAAAACGAGAAAACAGAACUUUAUCGAAUGCUUGAAGCAGCGGAUUAUCGAAUCAGGAAUUUGGAAGAUGAGCUUGCCAGUCGUGCUCCAAGGUCACGAAUACCAUACUCAGAAGGCACUCAAAACCCCAACAGACCAUACGUCUACAGAGAACCACCUUGGAGAAACCCCGGUCAGGAGAAACCUGGGAACCGACUUCCUCCGGUAAUUAACCAGCGCGACAAGCAUCAAAAUAGACGUUUUCCGCAGGAAUACGUUCGAGCACAUGCUUCAGACUCUGGACUGGAACAACAACGCAGGCAACUCCAAAUGCAACCAAACGCUCGCCGUUACGAUUCAACUAUUUUAGACGACGACUGGUUGGGUGAUCUAGUGACAGACGAUUUCUAA